AUGGGCUCUCAACUGAUUGGCAAAUUCGCAAAAGUUGCGGCGGCUGCCAGCGCUACCGCAGCCGGAUACUACGCCUACCGCGUCUACCGCAACACCACCGCGAUUGAUACACCAAUCAUCGCCUCCCGCAGCAUUCCUGACUCCCUCCGCCAGUCAUGGACGGUCAAAGAGCUUAUCAACAGGAAUAAUCACCCUGCGGUGAUGGAUUCUCAGUACACUGAGCUCGCUGCACGAUUUCGAGAAGUCCCGGAUACGGUGCUACUUGCGAGAUUCCUACGCGGGUUCUUUGGUGGCUACGUCUUUGGGCCUGAACGGGUAGCACUUAAGGCCGUAGGGAUAGACUUGGUCCAUAUGUCCAGGAUUCAAGAUACAGCACCGGCCAUCUGGUCCACCACCGAGCUCUCCGAUACGGCUCUGCCAGCCCUUCACACCAAGCUCUUUGGUGCUUUCCAAGUGGUUGAGAUCACUCUCGGUGAGAGUGAGAGCCACGUAGAUAUCGUCUUUGGAUCAGACACCAGCGAGUUUGGAGGAGUGCACCGCUUCGCCAUCCAACGGACAGAGUCGUCUGUCCAAGUUCACUUGCAACACCUGGUCUGCAACCCGACGAAGCCGAAAAAGUUGUCUCCUGAGAUUCUUCUCGAUUUCCACUUAGUGUACGCCAAUAUGCUUUUCCGGGAGUCAAUCAAAGCGAUCACUAGGUGA
This is a messenger RNA of Thyridium curvatum, 702 nucleotides long. RefSeq lists its product as uncharacterized. Lineage: Eukaryota; Fungi; Ascomycota; Sordariomycetes; Thyridiales; Thyridiaceae. Bases 1 to 702 code for a protein of 233 amino acids. The record is from RefSeq and is a predicted model, not a curated record. The transcript has 2 exons.